UCUCAAGAUUCCCACCCAAAACAAAGUAACAAAAACCCGUUCUCCGCCGCCGUUGAGUCUCUCUAGCUUCUGUAGAAACUCUGCGAUGAAGACUCUCUCUAAUGGAGCCUCGCUAAUGGAAAUCGACAACGAUCGAAAACGAGAUGAUGAAGAAGAAGAAGAUCCGUUUCUCGCAUUUAUCGAGUACGCCAGGUCGGUCAUAUCUCCUGAAGAAGAUGAGCACCCUAGUAGAAAUGAAGACGGUUACACUGGAGCAGGAUGGGGCUGGAUCGCGUCUCGGAUCCUCAAAACUUGUAUUUCUUACUCGAGUGGUGUUACUGCUGCUAUUUUGCUCGCCGAUCUCUCUCAGGCUUGGGGUGAGCAACAGAGGGCAGGCGGUCCAAAGAAAAGACCACAGAUCAUAAAUCAGAUGAAAAGAAAAAAUAGGAGAGCAAAGCUCCCUAACACAGUUACAAUUGACUCAAUGUACGAGAAGAAUUUCUUGUCUUUAAGUAGUGUUUUGGAAGCUGUGAUUGUGGAUGCUUAUGUUCUUCCAGGUACAAACAUUUACAUGCUUACCUUGGGAGAUUAUUGGAGCUCCAAUACCAUUGAUCUUUAUCUUCACCGAAGAUACUAUGAGUUGGUUGAUCCUCCCAAUGGGAUUUUGAAGAAAGGAAGAGAGAUUUUCCUUACAGGUUGCUAUCUUCGAACUGCCAAAGAGGGAUCUGGUACCCCACGGUUAUUGCCUACAGAAUAUCUUGUGAUAUUAUUGGAUGAGGAUCAGGAUGAUGAUGCAAUUCUGAUAGGAGCGCAGUUUUGCUCAGAUUCUUUCUCUUCCAUUUCUCAUGAUGGAGUCAAGAAUGGUGUUCCGUAUUCAUUGUAUGCUAGGAUUGAAUCUAUUGGAUCACUGGAAACUCAGGAACAAUGUGGUGGUUUACAGAGGAAGCAAAUCACUCUUGUUGAUAAUGAUGGAGUAAAACUAAGAUUUCUCUUGUGGAAUGAGCAGGUAAUCCUAGCCAAUCUUUUCAGCGUUGGAAGCAUGCUUGCCCUGGAUAGACCAUAUAUUGCAUUUUCUGCUGAUAAUGCCAUUGCAACAAGCGAUGAGUUUUGUCUAGAAUAUGGAACUGCAACACAAUUAUACUUGGUGCCUUUUGUUCAGCACGAGGAACAAGUAUGCCUAUCAUCCACGCAGAACCGAAUUCAAGGAUCAAAGCUCUAUGCUGCAGUUGAUCCUACACAAGGUCCCAGACUUUCUCAAGUAGUCUUGCCCUGUGAUCCCCAAGGGUCAAUUGACUUCAGUAAUUAUCCUCUUCAGUUAUUUGUUGCCGAUCUCCAUGAUAAGAUGACUGGCAUCAGCCUUUAUGGUGUGGUUGCAGACGUAUUUCGAGAAAAGAAUACUGCAGGAGUUAUCUUUUUAUUAAAAUUUGAGGAUGUGACUGGAUCCAUGUGCGCAAAGCUGCAUUUUUCUCAAUCAUGGUCACUGGGAAGAGUAAGCGUUGGUCACACAGUAUAUAUUUCGGGCUUGGCAUGUUCUAAGACAAAACAAAAUCGCUUUGAACUAUCGUGGUUUGAGAUGGAAGCUGGAGCUUCUUUUAUCAACCUUAGUUGCUUACCAGCAUUAUUAAACUCAUCUUGUCUUCACAGGCUAUCACGCCUUUCUGAUCUCUCCAGCAGGAGUAACUCAAUGCAUGUUUGUCGGGUUUGGCUUGACCAAGUUGAUCAUGUUAAAACAAGAUUCUCACAUGCUCCUUGUGGGCAAUUUGUCAAAGAGAUGCCAAGCGGUGUAGUUGAGUGCAGUUUCUGUCACUGUAAUUGUGAUGGUGAAGUUGUCGUGUGUGCUUUCUACCUGAAACUCACCCUUGCUGAUGAGAACACAAAAAUUCUUGCAUGGUGUACCGGUCAAACUGCUACAGAGUUACUGCAAAUAUCAUCUGAUGAAUUCUACGAGCUGUCUGAGGAGGAGCAAGUUAUGUACCCUUCUUCACUAGAAAAUGAGAGAUUCAUUGUUGCAUUAGUGAAUUGCAAGCGGCAAGCAGUGUAUGGAUCUUGCGACAGUCCAAACCUGGAGGCUGAUGCAGUUUCAUGGGAGAUCACUCGGGCACUCAAGUACGAGUAGGGCUGCUCUAUCAGGGUUUGAUCAAUAUGGUCAAGUGACAUAUAUGUCUAUAAGCAUAUAUUAAAUACGAGUGUGCAAGUUCAUGGUAACUUAAAUAUGGGGAUGACAUUUAGGAAGGC
Molecule: messenger RNA, 2214 nt
Organism: Hibiscus syriacus
Lineage: Eukaryota; Viridiplantae; Streptophyta; Magnoliopsida; Malvales; Malvaceae
Exons: 13
Coding region: 86-2095 (669 amino acids)
Source: RefSeq, a predicted model, not a curated record